AUGGGUUCGAAAGUUUCUAAAGUCUUGAUAAACUUCAAGGAUUCAAAUUCUUUGAAAAAUUUAUCAUCCCCUCCUAUCCUUCCUUCCAUUUCAUCAGAUAAAAAUAUAACAACAACCCUUGCGAGAUCACGUUCUGAAACGUUUAGAUUUGAAAACGGAAGAAGAUAUGUGAAUGACAAUAACACUUUUCGAUACCUUUUGCCGAACGAUGACGAAGAAAUUGAUCGUUUACAAUUGCAACAUUAUCUACUUCGUUAUAUAUGGCAAAAUAACUUUUCUUCCCCGAUUAAUGAGAUCCUGUUAUCCGGUGCAGACGUACUUGACGUUGGCUGCGGGCCCGGUACAUGGAUACUUGAGAUGGCAUCAGAAUACACUCAAUCCCGAUUUAUAGGAAUCGACAUUGCACAAAUUUUUCCUUCCGAGAUAAAGCCUUACAACGCAACAUUUCAAAAGCUAGACGUUACCCAUCGUUUACCUUUUGAUGAUAAUACUUUUGAUUUUAUACACAUGAGGUUAAUGUUUGUAGCUUUACGUGAAAAUGAUUGGAAGGAAAUUGUGUUUCCGGAAUUAUUUAGGAUCCUUAAACCAGGUGGGUUUAUUGAGUCGCAUGAAUUUGAUUUCAAUAUUAUUAAUCCAGGUCCGAAUAUGACGUGUUUGAUGAACGGAUUUGCUCAAUAUUUUAAAGGAGAAAAUGUAAACAUCUUUAUAUGUCCACUCAUUCCAGGAUUUCUACAUGAAACCAAUUUUAAAAAUGUCAAUGUUAUUAAUCAACCAGCUAAAUAUGGUUCUUGGGGUGGAAAAUUUGGCAAAUUUGCCAUUGACGAUUUUCUAACGUUGUUUCAAGCAGUAAAACAUAAGCUUUGCCCUAUUAUGAAAAUCGAUGAAGAUGAAUAUUGUGAUUUAUUAAAUAAGCUCGAAGAGGAAGUUAAUGAACACAAAACUUCAUAUAAG
Messenger RNA from Funneliformis caledonium, 951 nucleotides. NCBI's taxonomy places the organism in Eukaryota, Fungi, Glomeromycota, Glomeromycetes, Glomerales, Glomeraceae. The record is from the annotation of a GenBank genome assembly.